AUGCACGGACGAAGAUCGGGUGCCGCGGCCCUCCCGGCCACCCUUUUGCCUCUGCUUCUACUUUUCCCGGCAUCGUCUCUCGGCGCUAGUCCGGCGAUAGCAGAUCGAGCUAUGUACAUUCGCGAUGCCGCUCUAGGACUCUCCGCGGCCGCAGCCUGCGGUGACAAGGGUUCUCUUACGCACUGUUUCCGCAAUGUGCCGGAAUACGUCGAGGCCGACGACCUAGAGCGAUGCUUCCGCAACGCCGGCUGCACGAGCGCCGAGUCCACCAUCGAAGCCGCCUUCAUCAUUAACAACUUCCACAACGGCAAGUCCGUCGCCGAGCUUCGACGGCGAGGGCCUGAACCCGUGCCAGCUCCUACACCAGCACCUACACCCGCGCCAGCAGAAACCGGCACAUCAUCCGCAACCGCCACAGGGGGCGUCUUCACACCCACCAUCGAAUGCAGCUCCGAAACCACCACCAAAGCGACCUCCUGCCCCAUCCAAUCCACGGGCAGCGAAUCCGGGCAAACCCUCCCGUGCUUCGAGACCGAAGUCCCGACGUCGGUCUGCAAGGCCGAAAACUUCUGCUCGACGGACAAGGACGGCAACAACCUGUGCAUGCUACGCCACGACACUCUGGACGUCGGCGAGAUCAUCGUCACCGUCUUCCUAGCUACGAUUUUCGGUCUAGGCUUCGCCACCCUUCUGUUUUUCUGCUGCACCGACAAGAUCGCCCAGCGCAAGAAGAAGGCGCGCGCCGAGGCCGCGGCCAUCGCCAAGACGGCUUAUAUGAACGCGGUUGACGAGGAGACUGCUAUCCCGCCGAAGCGUGAGCCUAGCGUAGGAACCGGCGGACAGAAUCCCUUUGCGGAUUCCCCGUACGUGGACGCUUCACAGGAUCCCUCGGGACAUGCUCCGAGCCACCAUUAG
Molecule: messenger RNA, 915 nt
Organism: Daldinia vernicosa
Lineage: Eukaryota; Fungi; Ascomycota; Sordariomycetes; Xylariales; Hypoxylaceae
Exons: 2
Coding region: 1-915 (304 amino acids)
Source: RefSeq, a predicted model, not a curated record